AUGGGGAGCGACGGCGAUGGCGACGGCGAGGCGGGGAUGCGGAUGCAGCUCGUGUCGGGGACGGGCGAGUUCGAUCGCGAGGGGCUCGAGCGAUUCGCGCGUGCGACGCGGAUGACGGAGUGCGGCUUGUCGUACGCCGUCAUCGCCAUCGUCGGACCGCAGAGCAGCGGCAAGAGCACGCUGCUAAAUCACCUCUUCCACACGACCUUCGAUGAGAUGGACGCGCUCAAGGGCAGGCGGCAGACGACGCAGGGCAUCUGGGUGGCGGAGGCGCGCGGCAUUCGGCCGUUCACCCUCGUGCUGGACAUCGAGGGCACUGACAGCCGCGAGCGCGGCGAGGACGACACCACGUUUGAGAAGCAGAGCUCGCUCUUUGCCCUCGCUGUCGCUGACGUCAUCAUCGUUAACAUGUGGUGCCACGACAUUGGUCGAGAGCAAGCCUCCAACAAGCCAUUGCUGAAAACGGUCUUUCAGGUGAUGAUGCGCCUGUUCUCGCCGCGCAAGGCCACGCUGCUCUUCGUCAUCCGCGACAAGACCAAGACCCCAAUGGAGACACUCGAGCCCAUAUUGAGGGAGGACAUUCAAAAGAUAUGGCAGAGCGUACCCAAGCCGCAGAAGCAUCACGACACACCCUUUGCUGACUUCUUCAAUGUGGAGGUCACAGCUCUGCCCAACUUUGAGGAGAGAGAGGAGGACUUCAAGAGCCAGGUAGCACGGCUGAGGGAGCGGUUUCAAGACUCGGUGGCGGAGGGGCGGCUGGCGGGGGACCGGCGGGGGGUGGUGCCGGCAUCGGGGUUCCCCUUGAGCGUGGCGGAGAUGUGGCGCGUGAUACGCGAGAACAAGGACCUCGACCUGCCCGCUCACAAGGUGAUGGUGGCCACGGUGCGCUGUGAGCAGAUCGCCGCGGAGAAGCUCACCCAGCUGCAGGAGAGCGAGGAGUGGGUGGAGCUACAGGCAGCAGUGGAGGCGGGCAAAGAGGCGGACCACUUCGGUGGGCGGGCGAACGAGCUCGCAGCUAGUGCUCUUGCCACGUACGAUGCGGAGGCGGCAUACUUCGAGGAGGGAGUGAGGGACAGCAAGCGCCAGUUCCUGCUCAAAGGCAUGAGCGCCCUCAUCCGCCCAGUGCACACGGCAGUGGUGGCGGCGGCAGCAGCUCGCUGCUUCGAUUCCUUCAAGAGGGACCUGGACGAAGAGACAGGGGGGCGAGAGGGCAGCGCUGCCUCCUUUGCCAACUCCUCUGCUGCGUGCCUGCAGGCUGCUGCUGUCUCCUUUGACUCCGAUGUUGAGGACGCUGACGUGGCGCUGUUCAAUUGGUCGGUGGAGGACGUGACGGCGAAGCUCAUGGCUGAUAUGGAAUCCCACGUGGCGUUGCUGCGAUCACAGAAGCUCAAACAGAUCGUCACGGAUGCAGAGGCGUCCCUGUCAGAGGCAAUCUCGGAGCCCAUAGCAGCGCUGCUAGAGGCAGUGACGGACAACACGUGGCGGGACAUCCGAGCCGUGUUCUUCCACCAGCUGGACGGCGCAUGCAGCGACGUGGAGCAGGCCGUGGCGGGGUUCCAGCUGGGGGACGACGAGCACACACGGCUCAAGGGCGCGGUGGAGGCGGCGGGGAGGAAGGUGGUGGAGGAGCGGGUGAAGAGGGAGAGCCAGCAUGCGCUGUCGCUCAUGAAGGACAGGUUCUUCGUGGUGUUCUCGCAGGACGACCAGGGUCUGCCGCGCAAGUGGACGGAGGGAGACGACAUCAAGGCCAUUGCCUUCGAUGCUCGCAAGGCGGCGCUGCGGCUGCUGGCAGUGGUGGCGGCGAUGCGCCUGGACACGGUAGACGACUCCAUCGAGCCCACGCUCUUGUCUCUUCUGGGGGAGGGCGCUCCUGGGGAGGGCGGUGACUCGUCUCGGACCCAGGACGGGGAGUCGGGGGAGGGGGACGGGGAAGUAGAAGGGGAAGGGGAAGGGGAAGGGGAAGGGGAAGGGGAAGGGGAGGGGAAGGCGGGGAGCAGGAGAGUGCAGCGGGUGUUCACGUCGGCAGGGCUGCUGGCGGCAAGCAAGUGGGAAAAGAUCGCCCCCGACUGCACGUUCCUCACACCCGGGCAGUGCCGAGCGCUGUGGGGCAAGUUCAAGGCGGAGACUCAGUACGUGGUGGCCCAGGCCAUGCAGACGCAGGAGGCGAGUCGGCGCAACAACGCGUGGCUGCCCCCGCCGUGGGCCAUCCUAGCCAUGGUGGUGCUGGGGUGGAACGAGUUCAUGGCUGUGCUCAGGAACCCCGUGCUGCUGCUACUGGGAGUGUUCCUCUUCUUCAUCGGGCGGGAGGUCAUGGCGCAGCUGGACCUGGGGGGCAUCUUCGACAACGGCCUCGUUCCUGGCCUCAUCACCCUGGCAGCGCGGGCUGGCCCCGUCAUCAUCUCUGUGCUGCGGCGCCUGGGCGAGCAGGCAGAGGCAGCGCUGAGUGCGCACAACGCCCCUGUGCCGGGGCCACUGCGCCCCAACUGGCGCAGCGAGGGGGACGAGGAUGGGGGUGAUGUGGCGAUGCGGGAUUUCAGCGCGGGGAGCAGUGGGGAGGGUGGGCUGAGGCAACGAGGGAGCAGGCGGGAGGGAGAGGGCAGGUGA
Messenger RNA from Closterium sp. Naga37s-1, 2604 nucleotides. Lineage: Eukaryota; Viridiplantae; Streptophyta; Zygnematophyceae; Desmidiales; Closteriaceae. The record is from the annotation of a GenBank genome assembly.